AUGAGGCUCACCAAGCUGUGCCAGACCAGAGAGAUUGUGACAAUCAACGGGAAAUUCCCUGGCCCUGCGAUAACCGCCCAAGAAGAUGACAGAAUUAUCGUUAAAGUCAUCAAUAUGACACCCUAUAAUACCACAAUUCAUUGGUUGACCAUAGUGGAAGUAGAUGGCGAGUACACCAAACCUUUUACAACAGAGCGUGUGAUGCUUGUGCCUGGACAGACAAUGAACGUUCUUGUCACAGCUGAUCAAGCCAUUGGGAAUUACUCCAUCGCCAUGGGUCCUUACGAUGUACCAUUAGCAGCUAAGUUACCCAUUUUCAAUGGUAAUCUUGGUGUUAAGACUGUCAUGGAUGGGCUCAGAAGUCUAAAUGCAGUUGAUGUCCCAAAAGAUAUUGAUGCUCAGCUCUUUAUCACAAUUGGUAUAAAUGUAAACAAGUGCAACUCUGAAAAUCCAAACAACAAGUCCCAAGGCCCUGGAAAAGGAAGAUUAGCAGCUUCAGUGAACAACAUCAGCUUCAUCGAACCUAAAGUCUCGAUUUUGGAAGGUUAUUACAAGCAACUGGAAGGAUACUUCACUUUAGAUUUCCCAACCGCGCCAGAAAAAUCCUAUGACUUUAUCAAUGGAGAGCACCCAAUGGCAUAG
This is a messenger RNA of Microthlaspi erraticum, 642 nucleotides long. Lineage: Eukaryota; Viridiplantae; Streptophyta; Magnoliopsida; Brassicales; Brassicaceae. The record is from the annotation of a GenBank genome assembly.